AUGGCGGCUCCCGAAGAUGACAUGUUUUCGUUCUGUGUGGAACCCGUCAAAGUUAGCAGUUGCGUGGAAGUCAAAUUUAUUGAUCAGGUCAAGGGCAAAGGUAUCUUUGCUAAAAAGAGCAUCAAGAAGGGAGAAACCAUUUUCAUUGAACGCCCACUUGUAUCUGCCCAGUUCCUGUGGAACACGUUAUAUAAAUACAAAGCUUGUGAGUUCUGCUUACGUGCAUUGGAAACCGCAGAGGAGAAUGCCAGGAGACUCAGUGGCAUCCCCGGCCUCAGUCUUCCAUACCCUGAGCUGUGCCAAGUGCGGCCUGAGCUGCACCAGGCCUGUCCUCAAUGCCAGGUUAAGUACUGUAGCAAAGAAUGUUUGCAAGCUGCAGCAGACCAAUACCAUCGAGUCCUGUGUUUGGGUCCCUCCCAUGAAGAUCUGAAGCACCCUAUCAACAAACUUCAAGAUGUAUGGAGGAAUAUGCAUUAUCCCCCGGAGACCUCCAGCAUCAUGCUUAUGGCCAGAAUGGUGGCCGUUGUCAAACAGGCCAAAGACAAAGCACACUGGCAGAGGCUAUUUUCACAGUUUUGCAGUCGUACUGCCAAUGAGGAAGAGGAGAUAGCUCACAAGCUCCUGGGAGAAAAGUUCAGAGGACAGUUGGCAUUACUACAAAGUCUCUUUACAACAGCACUUUAUGACGAUUAUCUCAAUAGGUGGUUUACACCAGAGGGGUUUCGCUCUCUGUUCUCUCUUGUGGGGACCAAUGGACAAGGCAUAGGCACCAGUUCUUUAAGUCAGUGGGUUCAUGCCUGUGAUGCACUUGAGCUUCCUGUACAGCAGAGGGAGCAGUUGGAUUCAUUUAUUGACCAGCUUUACAAGGACAUAGAGAAAGAAACUGGAGACUUUCUAAACUGUGAAGGCUCUGGACUUUUCUUGCUUCAAAGCUCGUGUAAUCACAGCUGCAUGCCAAACGCAGAGGCUUCUUUCCCAGACAACAAUUUCUUGCUUCACCUCAGCACCCUCGAUGACAUCAACCCAGGAGAGGAGAUCUGUAUCAGUUACCUAGACUGCUGUCAGCGGGACCGGAGCCGUCAUAGCCGACACAAAAUUCUGAGGGAGAACUACCUGUUCGUCUGCUCAUGUCCAAAGUGCAUCUCUCAAAUGGAUGACCUGGACCUGACAUCGGAGGAGGAGGAGGAGGAAGAAGAGGAAGAUGAGGGGGAAGCAGAGGGAGAGACAGAGGGGGAUGAGAUGGAGGAUGAGAUGACAGAUGUCUGAUGGGAAAGACUCGUCCCUGUUAUUCGUAAAGCCCUCCCGUGACCACCGCACUAAGGAAGCUUGAAGCGCAGCGCAUUUGAGACCAACCUCAAAACAUGAUUUUGCAUAUCGCCAAAACUAUCCACAUAGGUUGUGUAAGGAGGGAGAAAAAAUAUCUUGUCACAAUAAAAUGUAUCUUAUUCUUUGCCCUGAUGUCAUGGAUAUGUCACUGUAAUUGUGCUAAAAUGAUAAAGGAGAGUAUUUGUUAAAUGCACACUUCCUCUGCACUGAGGAAAUGGCCAACAAUAAUUAUUUCAUUCAGUUUAAAGUACCUAAGGAUGUCAAAUUUGUCAGUAAGCGAAAGACAAUUGACUCUCAGAUUUUGCCAUUUACAAGGUCUUUCUUACAAGGCUAUGCAUUCUGUGUAGCUGCUGCUGUAGCUCUUCUGAUACUUACAUAUAUGGGUAAACCAAUGAUGAUUAAAGAUACUGUCAUAGAUAGAUUUCCAGCCAGUGACAUACACUUUGUUUCAGGUAUUUGAAAAAACUUGAGGUAAAGUAUGGAGACCUUGAGUGGUAUCCAGCUUUAAUGUAAAUAUAUGCCCUUUUAUUAGGAACUAUAUUCAAUUGUGGUUCCACAUGAGUGAAAUUGCUUUUAUGGACUACAUUUAAGUCAGUGCUUGAGCAAUUACUGCAGUCUCCAAUCCCAAUAUUUUAAUUGUCACUAAGGCUAAUAGGCUUUGGCAGUUGUAAUUUUUAUUUAAAUUUUUAUUUUACCUUGGUGUAAGAAAAUGUUCCCUUUUUUUUUUUACAAAGUAAUUUUGCUACUGAAACUGAUAGUUAAAAAAUGGGUAGCUAUUGCCACCACUCUGUUUGGGUUAACAACUGUUUGGGUCAUCUGUGUUCGUUUACCUGCAAGACAUGUUACUGAUUUUGCUGUAGGCCAUUUGUACAAAUUUGACGUGAUUUUUGCAUGUAGGUCUUGCAUGUCUCAUUUCACGCCAUACUGGUGAGUAGGUGGGUUAAAUAGGACAUUCUGCAACCCACCCCACCACUCCGACAGUUUUGUGCCUUGUGUUACUUUUCAGUCUAGGCUGUGCCAACUCCAGGUGAGACGUUGGACUGAAAUGCAGAAUGACUAAUGCUGCCUGAUUAAUUAAAGAUCUUACA
Messenger RNA from Lampris incognitus (smalleye Pacific opah), 2414 nucleotides. RefSeq names its product SMYD family member 5 (gene smyd5). The record is from RefSeq and is a predicted model, not a curated record. The transcript has 13 exons. Gene Ontology annotation, molecular function: histone H4K20 methyltransferase activity; protein binding. Lineage: Eukaryota; Metazoa; Chordata; Actinopteri; Lampriformes; Lampridae. Bases 1 to 1266 code for a protein of 421 amino acids.